Messenger RNA from Wickerhamiella sorbophila, 3147 nucleotides. RefSeq lists its product as hypothetical. Lineage: Eukaryota; Fungi; Ascomycota; Dipodascomycetes; Dipodascales; Trichomonascaceae. The transcript has a single exon. The coding region runs from base 1 to 3147 and encodes 1048 amino acids. The record is from RefSeq and is a predicted model, not a curated record.
AUGCCCUGCAGGGUCGCGGCGAAGGCAGCUCGGCGAGUCUCCACAAUACUCAACCUAUUAACAGAGUAUUACUGUUCUGAGAUUCCCAAGCAUUUGCCGUUGCUCAUCCUCACGCCGCUUGUCUACGUCCUGGUUGUCUUUUACAGGUUUUAUCAAAGCUUUGGACAGCGGCCCCCCACCAAACUACUUACCUAUGAGUCUACUCAAGAAGCUGAACCAGACAAAGUGGUGUAUAUUCGCCAGGUAGCAGUGAUUCCACCGGUUUUCCAUCGCACCACAGAUAAACAGAUGGAGGCUUUUCUGUCACCGGUCUCAGAGUUCGCAGCUACUUUGACCAAUAACUCCACGCAAUAUCCGAUGCUGUUGAACUCGACUGAGACUGAUGACCUGUUUCCUGAAUGCGAACAUUCACAAUGUUUGUCUUUUGCAUACUUGUAUACAGACCCCGCCGACGAAGAUCGCUUCUUCGCAAACCUCCAAGAAAUCACUAAAGGGCCACUACCUCCUGUCCAGCACUUUUUGUUUGACCGUCCUGAGUUGCCUCAUGCCACCAUUCCAAACUGGACUGAUGCGCCUUUUCGACUUUGGCCAACAGACUCUAGUUUACCACAGGUUGUUGCUGCACUUUCGCUUGUACUCGUGAUAAUAGAGUGGAUUCGUCAUUGGUUAAGCCCGACUAUAAGAUACAGACGGCUGAUCUUUGGCGUGCUUGUCGCUCGGAUCGCCAUGGCAAUCACAGCGGCGGUUUCAAUUGCAUCAAUGAUUUUUCAGGAGUUCUGUUUUUCAAUUGUUAAAUCGUUCUUGAUUGUACCUAUUUUCUUGGGCACAGUGAGUCUCGUCUCAAGCUCACGCUUUUUGGACAAGCUCCCUCAGGGCUCUGUAGAGUCCCUAAACCCCCUUGUCCGCUUAACGAUGGCUGCGAACCGAACAAGCUCCACUUCUGUGAGUUACCAAUUGAUUGCAGGUCAAAUACUUUGUGUUCUUGGAUUAUUCCCCAUUUUUGGAGUGCCUCCAUAUUUGUGCCCCGUCGUGUUUGUAUAUGGAUAUGCCCUGAUUCUCGACUUCAUCCUGCAUUUUAUGCUGUUUCUCCCUGUUUUGUACAUCGACCUUGUAUACCAGGAUUCUCACUCGUACAAUGCACUUGAUUCGAUUCAAAUGGGUCUAGCUACUACAAACGAGAGCGACAAACAAUGUCGAGUCCCGUUUCUCUCGAAAAUCGUUAGAGAAGUCAUUUACUGUGGUCUCGCUCUAGAUGGCAUUCUUCGGCGUGGGAGAACUCUGUUCAUGCUUGUAGCUUUGAUGCAUGGUGUCCUUGCCUACUACUUGCUUUUCAAAGGGGGCAGCUUGUUGAAUGGGUUUCAACCCAGUAUUCGCAAGGCAACUAAACUACCGCAGUACAUUGAACUAUUUUUGUCACCAGAGAAUGAGUUCCUGAAAUCUUUUACAUAUCUGGAUGUUCAUUCUCCACUGAUUAUUUCAGUUCGACGCGGAUUCAUGAGGCCAGUCGCGGAAACCAAACUGGUGUUUGGCUCGCUUCGAUAUGGCAAUACAUGGAGUAUAUUUUUUGAAAUCGCUGCGUUGGCAGUAUUUAUUGUCUCGAUUGGCAUGAUUGGGUAUAUGAUCUUUGUCCCCAAGGGCUCGCUUGACCUUAAAUACUAUCUGCCAGCUCGAGAAAAACUGUAUAUAAGCAACGUUGAGGCCACUCACGAGCUUGAUAUUUGUCUCAUGGAGACUUGUGGGAACUACGUUGGCGCUAUUUCUUGGGACCGCAGGCUGACCAUUGCUGAUACCUCGUCUCUCCAAAACGAUAUGCAUUCCUGGUCCAAAUCUGGGUCAGCAAUUACUCUUCCCCUCCCCAGUUACGUCUGGCCUGUCAAAACGCUCAUCAUUAAUCCUGCAUUCAAUCUAAUUGCGCUUUUUUAUGGCCAUUGUAUAGAAGUAUGGAACUGGCGAGUCAAAGAGAUGGUGUUCCACUUCCAGCAUGAUAUGUCCCUGGCAGAGCUUCCGCUGGCCAUGUUUUUUUUGAAAGACAGUCUGAUUUUCGUGACACCUUCAGGAAAAGUUGUUGAGCUGUAUUCUAAGGGCCAGGCCAAUGUUGUACAUGUGUUGAAGGAUUGCCGGCUUAAGAUUGUUAGCAAGGUAUCCUCAGCAAAAUCCGCCCACGUUUUGCUGCUUUUAAUCGAUUGUGAUAACCGAGUCUUCAAAGCACGACGUAAUGUUGCUGGUGAAUGGGAAACUGAACAACUUGAUAUCUACGAGUCAAUGUUAGCCGUCAAUGCCCACUGCAUAAACACCGAACUGCCUAUCUCGAAUGGAUCGGUCCAGAAAAACCUCCAAGUGAGUAAUAAUCCCUACAAUGUGCCCUGGACUCAACCCAGUGUUCGUGACGAGUCGUUCAAAGAAGUUGUUGCCAUGCCAGACAUUGAGCUGGUUUUGUUAGUUUCUGAUGUUCGCGUUGGCUUCUUUGAUAUCAAUACAGGCUUGUUCUUACGCUACAUACAGAUCGGCAACCAUGUGCCAAACUCCAUCAGAGCCCUACAUUCGCAGCCCACCCAUUGCGCCUUUUGUGGUUGUCCUGCGGUGUUGAGUAUCUCUGUGGCAUACUUUGAUGCGGACGAGCCCAACACUUUGGUUUGCCACACCUACCAGCUUCGGGAUCGACACCGUAAUGACAUCUGCUUGCGUGUGGAGCGUGAUCCUCGUGAGACACGUUGCUUGGGUUUGAUGUCGACUAUGGAGCAGUGCCAUUGGCUUGAAAACAUCGAGGUCUGGGAGGCGAGCGAGAUCAACUCAAUCCUUGGUAUAAGACGGCGUCCGGACUCAGAUGUUUCAGACGAAGCAGAAACUAUAGAGCUUCGCAACCAAGACUACACGGGCUCCCUGAACAUGAUGAGAAGCCUCAGAAAUAGAGGGGAAUCACUCAGCCCUUUACAUUCGGGCCAUCACCACUGCGACUAUGAGGCUUUUGCCCUUUCGGCAAAUGGUAAACUAACCUGCUCAGAGAUCUGUUUCGACUCGCAGGCCCAGGGGGCCAGUCAGCUGCUGGAAGACAAGAUUUCUGCCGUAGGCAAAGUUGGGACCCGCUCGGUGUGCAUUGGCGUCGGCAAUACGCUGAAAGUUCUCGGCCUAGCUCAGGCUCAGAUCUAA